Laetiporus sulphureus 93-53 is the source of this 642-nucleotide messenger RNA. RefSeq lists its product as uncharacterized. The record is from RefSeq and is a predicted model, not a curated record. Gene Ontology annotation, biological process: mitochondrial translation. Bases 1 to 363 code for a protein of 120 amino acids. The transcript is spliced from 2 exons. Gene Ontology annotation, molecular function: structural constituent of ribosome. Gene Ontology annotation, cellular component: mitochondrion; mitochondrial small ribosomal subunit. Lineage: Eukaryota; Fungi; Basidiomycota; Agaricomycetes; Polyporales; Laetiporaceae.
AUGUCAUCAUCUCUCGCCAGCGCCAUCCGACAGCUGCUGCCAAAACAGCUUCCUCCGUCCCUCACCAACCGACCAGGAAACCUCUACGAAGUCCUCUCGCGAUAUCCGAAGGAUGGUGUCGGGCAGCGGGUGCAUAAGAUAAGGUGGACGUCAAAGGGGAUUCCGAACUGCUACUGGGAGGUCACACGGACAAGCCUGAAGCUUGAGGGCAAGCAUGGCAAGGCAUGGGGCAUCUUGACAUGGAAAGGAAAGGUAGUCAGCGAGCGGGAAGAGAAGAUACCUGGCUCAUUGAAGUUCAGUUGGGCCGAGGGUACAUCUCGCAUUCCACCAGGGUUCACUAGCCGUCCGAAGCUAUCAUCAUAGUCGUCUACACUGUCGCAUGAUCCUGCUUCAUCUCGUCUAUCGUUCGCCUUGUGCCAACGCUGCAAAUGUGAUCAAAAGACAUGCAUUCCAGGUGGAAAGUACUCUAAGUGAGAAUAUGAUCAUGUUGCAUAGUCUGCUCGACCUGGUCUAGUCGUAUUGUGCACAAUUGGCCAAGCCACUGUGCACAAUAGUCCUAUUAGGCCACGUUGGAGGCUUUUAUCAAUCCGGAGGAACUUUUGUAAUCGUGGGAAAAAUACAUAUAGCCGACACGCACUUGAG